Messenger RNA from Polyodon spathula (Mississippi paddlefish), 4114 nucleotides. Its product is annotated as enhancer of polycomb homolog 1-like. Gene Ontology annotation, biological process: regulation of transcription by RNA polymerase II. The coding region runs from base 312 to 2756 and encodes 814 amino acids. The transcript is spliced from 14 exons. Gene Ontology annotation, cellular component: piccolo histone acetyltransferase complex. The record is from RefSeq and is a predicted model, not a curated record. Lineage: Eukaryota; Metazoa; Chordata; Actinopteri; Acipenseriformes; Polyodontidae.
AUGGCUGUUGUCUGAUCUGGGGGUUGGGCCGCGAAGAGCGAGCGGAGAGUUAGAGUUUUUAAUGUCCGCCAUGUUGGCCAUGGCGUAUUGAACCAGAGAGAGAGAGCGGAGCGACUGAAAAAAGAGACCGACAGAGAGCGACCAAGAUCCGGGCCUUCCCGGCUCCGUUCGCAACGCCAUAUUUUUUUAACCAGUAUAGUGAUUAACUACUGGAGAAAGACAAGGACUUAUCCAUGAUAACUCAAGCCGGGACAGUUUUAAAUUUUAGGGGAUCGGAUAGAUUUACGCUGAAUCUUGAAUUAUAAAAAAAAAUGAGUAAAUUGUCGUUUCGGGCACGGGCGCUGGACGCUUCCAAGCCAUUACCCGUCUUCCGCUGCGAGGACUUACCCGACCUGCACGAAUAUGCCUCUAUUAACCGGGCAGUGCCGCAGAUGCCAACUGGGAUGGAGAAAGAAGAGGAAUCGGAACACCAUCUCCAGCGGGCAAUUUCGGCACAGCAGGUGUAUGGAGAGAAACGAGAUAAUAUGGUUAUUCCCGUUCCUGAGGCAGGAAGCAACAUUGCCUACUAUGAAUCUCUCUACCCUGGGGAGUUCAAGAUGCCAAAGCAGCUUAUUCACAUACAGCCUUUUAGUCUGGAUGCUGAGCAGCCGGACUACGACAUGGACUCAGAAGAUGAAGCGUUUGUGAAUAAGCUGAAAAAGAAGAUGGAGAUCACCCCUCUGCAGUUUGAGGAGAUGAUUGACCGUCUAGAAAAGGGCAGUGGCCAGCAGCUGGUGACUCUCCAGGAGGCCAAACUGCUGCUGAAGGAGGACGACGACCUGAUCCGAGAAGCGUACGAGUACUGGAUCAGGAAAAGGAAAAGCUGCCAGGGCACCUCUCUCAUCCCGGUGGUGAAGCAGGAGAAGCGGGAUGGCUCCAGCACGAACGACCCCUACGUCGCCUUUAGAAGGAGAACGGAAAAGAUGCAAACAAGAAAGAAUCGGAAGAACGAUGAGGCAUCCUAUGAGAAAAUGCUGAAGCUGCGGAGAGAUCUAAGCCGAGCCGUAACCAUCUUGGAAAUGAUCAAGAGGAGAGAGAAGAGUAAGCGGGAGCUGCUGCACUUGACACUGGAGAUCAUUGAAAAGAGGUAUAGCAUAGCUGACUUUGGUGGAGAGAUUAUGGCUGAGGUCUUGGCACAGCGACAGCUAAUGAAACCCACAUACACAUUGCCCAUUAUUCCACUAUCAAAUAGCAAUCAGUUUAAGCACCAAGAUCACAUGGAGCUUAAAGAAUAUAGACCUAAUAAGCCAGAGAAGACAGAAGUUCGGACAAAAAGGAAAUACGAGAAGAAGCCCAAAGUCUUACCUUUAUCCACAGCUGCUGCAACUCUGCAAACAAGCCCUGCUGCACUGCCGGUCUUUAAUGCAAAGGACUUAAAUCAAUACGACUUUCCCAGCUCAGAUGAAGAAUCUUUCCCCCAGAUCCAUUCAGGUUCCUCGGAAGCUGAGGAAGAAAAUGACCCAGAUGGUCCUUUUGCUUUCCGUCGGAAAGCAGGCUGUCAUUAUUAUGCUUGUCGAUCAGACCGAACUGGCAGUUGGCCCUGGUGUAGUCCAGAGGAAGGAGGGUUAGCAGACGUGCGCUACAGAUACUGCCUCACUACCCUGACCGUACCCAGGCGCUGUGUUGGAUUUGCACGACGGCGCAUUGGACGGGGUGGAAGGGUCUUGUUGGACAGAGCACAUACAGACUACGACAGUGUAUUUCAUCGGCUGGAUCCGGAAAUGCUUGCCUCCCCACAACACUCUCCCAUUGACAAGUUUGCCAGUACCUCAGAAACAAAUACCUCGGACAGAAAUCCCCCUAGAGACCUCAAUCAGAUACUAUUGAACAUUAAAUCAUGUCGAUGGAGACAUUUUAGACCCCGGACACUACUCUUAUAUAACACAGAGAACACGGAAGUAUCCUCAAGGAAACUGUACAGGGGUUUCAAUCGAACAGCCUCAGCACAACCUGGGACCCAGGGAGGCGGUACCUCUCUACAAGACAGGAGUGGUGCCCGCUCCACACCGAUUGUGGCAUUUACAGCCGAACAAUACCAGCAACAUCAACAGCAACUAGCACUGAUGCAGAAACAGCAGCUUGCACAGAUUCAACAGCAACAAGCAAAUAGUGUAUCUGCCUCCAACAGUACACAGGGUUUGGCGUCAAAGACGCUGGAUUCUGUCAGUGCCCAGUUUGCUGCCUCUGCUUUGGUGACAACAGAGCAGCUGAUGGCAUUCAAAGCAAAGGAAGACGUGGUGCUUGGAAUCGGAGUCAAUGGCAUCCUUCAGGCCUCAGGAGUAUACAAGGGCUUACACCUCGCUAGUUCUUCACCUACUGCUCUUGUACAUACUAGCCAGUCUUCAACAACUGUGGGUUCCACCUUUCUACAGCCCUCCAACAAUUCACAGACUUCAAGUUCCCAAAGUGCACUGAGUCACCAUGGGACUGCUGCCAACUCGACAACUCAGGUUCUGAUUGGGAACAGUAUUCGAUUAAGUGUACCCUCGUCAGUAGCUGCUGUGAACUCCAUUGCCACUCUCAAUACACGCCAUAUACCUAGGACUAUAAAUGCAGUUCCGGCAUCUGCCUUAAAGUUGGCUGCAACAACAAACUGUCAAAUGCCCAAGGUUACAGCUUCGUCCUCCAUGGACAUUGUACCAAGGGAAAACCUUGACAAAGACAAGCCUGCACUUAGCAGUAUAGCGGACAAUACAGUGGCCAUGGAAGUGACGUAGUUUCCACAGAGACAACACCUCCGCUUUGGGAACUCAUUUAGGUGCUAUGCAUCAGUAGCAUUGUGAAUGCACGGGAUGGCGGAAUGCAGCACAUUGUUUCCAUGGCAGCAGUUGGGACUUAAUUGCAAUGCUCAUCUCUCAUGCUUUCAUUUUUUUUGUUACUGUUAAGAAUUGACAUCUGUAAAUUAUAAAUAUGGCAAUUAUAUGUACAGUGCUGCAUAUUUGUAAUACCCCUGUAUAUACGUUACUUGAAUACAGAGCUGUUCAUUUGUGAUGUUUUGCACUUGGGUGGGGGGGGCAAAUAAGAAAAAAAGAAAGUCAAGAGUGUGAGAGGUGAGAGAUGUAGAGAUGAAAUGGGUCCUCACAUCAUGUGCAUGGUGUGGAGCCUGCUGUUUUAUCUAUUUAUUGUGCUGUGUUUACAGUUUUUUUUUUUUUUUUUUUUUUUUUUUUUUUUUUUGUACACCUGUACCUUUAUUGGUUCCUGUGCUGUAGUAAAUGUGUUAGGUAGCUGUGGACUCCUCGGUAUUUUGUAUAUUGUGAACAUGAUUAGGGCCCUCUUUGGGUCCCUAAGUUUUCUGUGUAUCAUGUGGAAUUAAUGGUGACAUACAUACAGAAUUGUGUGGGGGGGGAGGGUGGGGUGGAUGGAUGAAGGCAUCAGUUUGUUAGUGGGUAAUGUAUUACUUGGUGGGAUCUUCCAUUUGUAUUGUCCCAAGACAAGUAACAAGCUAGAGGUGAAGUCUCUUACCAGAAGCAAACACAGCUUCUGAUAUUUAAGCACUAUAUAUUGUUUAUUUUUUGCUGCUUUUAAUAUAUAAUUUCAGUCCCUAGUGUUCAUGGGGAAAAAAAGUCCUUAAUACCUGAUCGCUUUGAAAUUAUUUUGGUGCCCCUCCCUCAUUUUUUAAUUUUGUAGAAUUUGUUGAAACAAAAAAAGCAGUUAUUUUUGUAUCUUUCUGUUCUUGUGAUAAUGAUUGUAUGCUCCUUGUAUUCAAAGACUUCAUUCUUUUGUUACUUGUUCAUAAAAAAGGAUAUAAGGGAGAUGAAUGCAGUAAUUGCUGUACGUGUAUCAUCAUUCCAAUUUCUAAAAACAGCCAGCUUUUCCUUGUAAAAAUUCUCCAGAAGGCUGCAAGGCCAGAACCAUAAAUAUCGGGUGCCUUCCUUUGGAAAUAUUGGACCUCUCUUCUGUGAAGAGCAUGGUACUUAACACACUACUAUUAGUGCUUUGUCAGUACCUGGAUUUGAAUGCCCAAUCCAAUGGCAGAAUUUAUCCUUGAGGUUUUCUAAUCCCACCUGGAAAAAAAGUAAUUGUGACAGAACUCUCACAAACAAAUAAACCCCAGGGCAUUAUAUGUUGACCAGCA